Molecule: messenger RNA, 345 nt
Organism: Ambispora gerdemannii
Lineage: Eukaryota; Fungi; Glomeromycota; Glomeromycetes; Archaeosporales; Ambisporaceae
Source: the annotation of a GenBank genome assembly
ACUCCACCAAUUGAUCCAUCCAAUUCAGAGCUCGAUAGACUAAUAAAAGAAUUGACACCAACGAUGGAACGCCAGAAAGAGGUAUCCGUUAGAGAAGCGGAGAGGCGAAAGAAAUACGGAAGAACGACGCCGAGAACUGAACCUACCGUUGCUAUGUUAGCCACACUGAAUCGACGGAGGAACAAGUACUUAAACUACAAGAGGAAACGGGAGACGAAGACUCUGACGUCAAUAUAUGUGAGUCAGGCAACAGUACACGGUUGGGAUGCUGUCGAAUCCGAAGAACUAGGGGACGUUGAUACUGUCUACUGUAACGCCAAAUUGACGACACCUAUACUUACAUGA